Messenger RNA from Fusarium subglutinans, 2967 nucleotides. Its product is annotated as C2H2 zinc finger. Gene Ontology annotation, cellular component: chromatin. NCBI's taxonomy places the organism in Eukaryota, Fungi, Ascomycota, Sordariomycetes, Hypocreales, Nectriaceae. Gene Ontology annotation, molecular function: DNA-binding transcription factor activity, RNA polymerase II-specific; zinc ion binding; RNA polymerase II cis-regulatory region sequence-specific DNA binding. The coding region runs from base 1 to 2967 and encodes 988 amino acids. The record is from RefSeq and is a predicted model, not a curated record. The transcript has 3 exons. Gene Ontology annotation, biological process: DNA-templated transcription; regulation of transcription by RNA polymerase II.
AUGUACGGCCCCGAAGACGAGCUGUCCCUAGCGGUCGAUGCGUUUCUUACAGAGGCCAUGGGUCGCAAACAGACACAAUCGCAGGGUCAAUCAGAGACCUCUCGAAGAGGUUCUGCAGCCUCACAGCCCGGUCCUCAGAGUGACAAGUCGUUUGAGUGUACUCAUCCAGGCUGUAGCAAGAAGUUCACGCGCUCAGAACACUUGCAGCGACAUGCUCUCAAUCACUUGCCGGGCGGUUCUUCAUGUGACAUAUGCCGUGCACACUUCAAACGGCCUGAUUUGCUGAGGCGACAUAUGGAAAGGCAUCGCCAAAAGGAUCUUGAGGCUGGAGGAACCGGCUUUGGCGUUCUCGAUACACGAAAGAGAUCCUGGGAAGCACCCGACGGUACGGUCGUUGAAAAGCGGCCGUGUCGGAACAGCAACACGAAAGCUAAAAGUGCAAAGGGUUCGGGACAGAACCCUCAAGAAACACAACAAGUUCCAUCUCCAGAAUCCGACCAAGCAGAUAACGCAAGGAGUCAGUCCCCUGGGCUGAUCAAUUGGGGCCAUAGCGAAGGCCAGUCAGUGCAUGGAGUCGAUCUUCACUCCUCAUCCGACUUGCACAUCGAAGACUCCAUCUUUGUUCACUCAGCUGGUGAAUUGGUUACAGAUGACCAUCUUGCAAACUUUACUACCUCAACCGACCCUUUCGAUCACAGUGAAGGCAUAGGCGAGUUUUCGUUCGACCAGCUCGACCCUCUACUUCUCAACGAAUCGUUCGUGGAUAACACGGCACUUGACUACACGCAAAACUUUCAGCCAGAUACUGCCAGUUCCUUUAAUAUGCCCUAUACGACUGCGUUGGACUACAGCUGGCUAUUUAACAUGAACUUGAACCCAACAUCAACACCCCUCACAAAAGCCAACGAGCAGUAUAUCCCAUCCGUCCAGAUGUCAGAGCCCGUCCAGAUAUUAUCACCAGACUCUAUCAACAGCACGCGCCGUUGGUCGGAGUCGGUACAUUCUCACAACAGCGAUACCAGGCCAGAUACUUCUGAUCCACGAACCGCGGUCUUGAGCCAUACCAAGACAACUUCGGGGAGCAUUUCCAGUUCUAGAACUGAAUCUACAACGCCAACCGUAAAUAAAAGCACCAAACUACUGAGGCCCAACGUUGCCCACGAUCAACAGGACGUUGAAGAACCGCAAUUCAACAGGCCAUUCUCGAUGCUCGACAAAGGGCAAUCGAUACCCAAGAUCGACGAAACCGUGCGCAAACGAAUCCUUCAAGUCGUCGAGGCUGCCAACCCAUCUUUACCUGAUUCUCGUCACUCUGUGUGGGAUGAGCCAUUACUGUCCCGAGACUCCUUACAGACAUACCUAGAAUUGUUCUUCGUAAAGUUCAAUACUGCCUACCCACUCAUGCACCUUGCAACCUUUGAUGUCAGCAGGACGGAGCCUCUGCUUCUCAUAUCCAUCCUCCUGCUUGGUGCAACCUACUCCUCCAAAGAUGCCCAUCAGCUGGCUGUGUGCAUCCACGACGUUAUACGGCCUAGCAUCUUUUCCCAUGCUAGCUUUUCGGCUCGUGCAGAACUGUGGACUCUGCAGACUAUCCUUCUGGUGGAAUGCUUUGGAAAGUCUCGAGCUGGGCAGAAGCAGCACGACAUGAGCCAUCUCUUCCACGGACUUCUCAUAAAUCUCAUUCGCAGAUCUGACUGUCAGUCGGUCCGUCCACAAGGGCCGCCUGCUGACUGCGCCGGUGCAAAAGAGGGUAUAGUGCGAGAGGCUUGGCGACGAUGGGCCAUUGCAGAACAAAAGAAACGUCUCGCACUUUUGUGCUUCAUGUGGGAUACACAGCAUGCAGUUCUCUUCUGUCAGAGUCUCUGCAUGUCCGCAUUUGAGCUCCGUCUUGAACUGCCUUGUAGCCAAAGGAUAUGGGAAGCUUCAGACCCAACAUCCUGGGCUAUGGCAUGGCGCUCAUCAGCCUGCAGUUCCCAGCCGGUCUACUACCUUCCUAGUCUCAAAUCAUACCUAGGGCCAUCAGUACCACGUCCGAAAGCAUUAACGGGGUUGUCUCAUGUACUUAUGCUGCAUGGUCUGAUGUCCAUCGCUUGGGACAUGCAACGCCGUGAUCAAACAGCGCUCGGAGUGGUAGACGGUGACGGACCUGGAUCUAAUUGGCGGAAGCUCAUAGGGAACGCUUAUGACGCUUGGAAGGCGGACUUUGAUGUUUACAUCACCUCAAUUAUUUCUCGACUCCAGAAUACACCUGAAGAUCAGGCUAGAAGGAGCGAGUACGUGGCGUUUGCAACUGCAUACAAUGCUCUGUUUCAUUCAGCACAAGCACUUCUUCAUAUGGAGUUCCUCGACAUACAGAUCUAUGCUGGCGCUCGCCAUAUCCUGGGCCGACCAGUUCAGCAGAAGGACUAUCGUCGAUCCGCUAAGGCGGUCAAACAGUGGGCUUCAAUAGCAGAACGACCAAGCAAAGAUCAAACCUCAAAUGCCGAACACAAUACAAGAAGCCACAAGAGGCCAGCAUCUGUGGCUGCAUGGCAUGCAUCCCGCCUGCUUCAUGAAAACACAAAGGUACUUACUCGUUCAGACGCAAUGCAGCUCUUCCACGUCCCGUGGUGUCUAUACCUUGCAACUCUAGCAUGCUGGGCAUUUUGCCACGGUCAACCCAAUAGAGGAGGUAUGCUUGACAUGGACGAUGAUGCUGAUGAGAGCGAUGAUGAGAGCGAUGAGAUCAUCUGGAAUCCACGAGGGGAAAUGCAUAACCUCGUGUCAAGAAUGGCCCAGAAUGGGCCUGACGGUAUAGACGUGAAACCAGGUCAACAACGACAGAUUGUCGGACUUGUCUGGACUAUGGCUGAGACGCUGAGCAAGGUUCGGUGGGGGAUCUUGCAUGCUGGUGUUGUUGUGUUACGGGGGUUAAUACCGCAAAGACUUAUUAACCAGUAUGAUGAGCCUCAUGAUGAUGCAUUUUAA